UAUAUUUAUAUAUCGAUUUGUCACUCAAUGUCACAAACAUUUGUUAUAUUUUUAUAAAUUUUAUUAACUUUUAUAAACCAAUUAUGAAUUUUAUGGCAAAUUCUUUGCAUUUAAAGUGUUUACCGAGAGUUGUCUUCCGGAGACUCGAUAUCCAAUUGAGUCGACAGUUAAGCAUAAGUUGCGAACGAAAGGCUAAACUUUGUUCCGAUGUCUUCGACGCCAUCAAAGAUAUCAAAGACGGUUCCCGAAUAUUUGUGGGCGGCUUUGGUCUCUGCGGUAUUCCCGAGAACUGCAUCUCAGCUCUGGUCAAGACUGGAGUGAAGGACUUGACGUUAGUUAGCAAUAACGCUGGCGUUGAGGACUUCGGUCUCGGAUUAUUGCUUCGGACUAAACAAGUGAAACGAAUGAUCUCUUCAUAUGUCGGCGAAAACAAAGAGUUCGCCAAACAAUACCUGUCGGGAGAGCUGGAGCUCGAGUUCGUACCGCAGGGAACACUCGCCGAACGGAUUCGGGCCAAAGCGGCCGGUAUUCCGGCCUUCUUUACGCCCACCGGAUACCAGACUUUGAUUCAUUUGGGCGGAACUCCUGUGAAAUACAAUUCUGACCAAACAGUUGCCAUUCAUAGCGCGCCUAAAGAGGAAAGGUUUUUUAACGGAAAGCCAUACGUAAUGGAAGAGGCAUUGAGUGCUGACUUUGCUUUAGUAAAGGCCUGGAAGGCUGACAGAGCCGGCAAUCUUGUGUUCCGCAAGACUGCCUCCAACUUUAACCCCGCGAUGUGCAGAGCGGCCGACUUCUCCAUUGUGGAGGUCGAGGAGAUUGUGGACAUCGGAGACAUACCUUCCGAUCAAAUACAAGUGCCGGCCAUUUAUGUCAACAACUUUUUUAAAGGAAAAGAAUUUAUUAAAAAAAUUGAGAAAAGAGUUGUGAGGAAACCCCAAACUGAAGGACAAAAACAAAACACAACUAUUGAUGAAAAGAAGUUAAAAGCGAUUCGUUUGAGAGAAGUAAUCGCAAAAAGAGCUGCCCUUGAGUUGAAGGACGAUAUGUACGUCAACUUAGGCGUCGGUAUUCCAGUUCUGGUCACUCAGUAUUGUUCCGAUAAAAUACACUUUCACAGCGAAAACGGAAUUAUUGGUAUGGGUCCGUAUCCAUUAGAACAUGAAGUGGACGCCGACCUAAUAAAUGCGGGCAAAGAAACGGUGACAGAACUGCCCGGUUCCUCAUUCUUUCCAUCAGAUGAAUCGUUUGCUAUCAUACGCGGCGGACAUUUGGACGUAACUAUGUUGGGCGCGAUGCAGGUGUCAGGAGAGGGAGAUUUGGCCAAUUGGAUGAUACCCGGGAGAAUGGGUGGAGCAAUGGAUUUGGUGUUUUCGCACAUUGCGGGCACUCGAGUGGUGGUGACGAUGGAGCACAACAGCAAGAAUGGCGAAUCCAAGAUCGUUGAGAACUGCUCUUUGCCGGUAACGGGACGUCAUUGUGUGGAUAUGAUAAUCACCGAAAAGGCUGUCUUCCAAGUGAACAACGGACUCACUCUCAUAGAAAUCGCUGACGGAAUCAGUUUAGAAGAGCUACAGAAGUGUACGGAUUGUAAAUUCAAUGUAUCGCCAGAUUUAAAGCCAAUUCAACAGAUUUGUUGAGUUUAAUUAAAAAUGUAAAAUAAUAUCAUUUUAAAUACUAAUAAUUAUAUUUAUUUGGAAUUUAUGUAAAUUCUAAUACAAAAUAAGUAUACGAAUAGAAGAGUGACUAAAGUGAUCAUCAGAUCAAUCAUUUGAUACACAAAACGUGUGCAAAAUAUUCUCCAAACCAUCAAAUCGUUUCUCAUGAAAGUCGCAAACAAUGAAACGCAAAAUAUCUUAAAA
This is a messenger RNA of Medioppia subpectinata, 1859 nucleotides long. The record is from the annotation of a GenBank genome assembly. Lineage: Eukaryota; Metazoa; Arthropoda; Arachnida; Sarcoptiformes; Oppiidae.